CCCAGGAUGCCCGGGGAGGCGGGGACCUCCGGUAUCCCAGCAAACGGCGGGCGGAGAGCCCUCCAGUAUCCCGGCAGCCUCAGCUCACGGCACACGGGGGGACUACAUUUCCCAGCAGGCCGCGGUGUUCUCGGGCCCUCAGUUCUCGCGGGGUUUACCCCCCUCCCCCUCCGCUUGACUCCCGGAGCCGGAGCCGCCGCCAUGUCGCUGGUGGCUUACGGCAGCAGCAGCGGGAGUGAAGGAGGAGAGAGUGAGGGGGAGGGCGAGAGUGCGAGCGGCGAGACACCAGCCCGGAGGAGGCCGCAACAAGCCGGAGCCUUGGCCCUGAGCCUGGCCGGGGCCCGCGGCAAGAAGAGGAGCGGCGGAAACGAACCGGUCCAGAUCCGAGUGCCCGAGCUCCAGUCGGACUCUGACGAUGAGGAACCCGUUCAGAAGAGGACAAGCCAGAGUGCAGGCUCUGGUACCGGCCUGUCUGCCCUGCUUCCACAGCCCAGGAACCUGACUCUGAAGGAGACCAACCGUCCGCUGCUGCCCUACUCCUUCACCAAGAAGACGGCCGGGAGAGGGUCCGGCCAGCCCAGAGCGGCCCAGCGAGCCACCGUCACGACCACCCCCUCGCCGUCGGCCAUCAAGGCCGCCUCCAAGAACGCCGCCAAGCAGCUGGCCAAGCACAUCAUGAAUGAAGAGGCCCCGGGCGAGGAGGUCAGCUUCUUCUCCCUCUCCGACCCGGAGCAGCCGCCGCCGCCCGGCGCCAGGACUCCCGCCUUCGCCGGGGAGAGCCCGCUGCCCGCCCUCCCCCAGGUGCCCGCCCCGGCCCCCGGCCUCCCCGGCGAGGGGGGCGAGGCCCCCCCGGACCCCCUGAACCCCGCCGACGCCCCCCUGGAGUUCAACAGGAGCGCCCCCUCGGCCAGCGACGGCGGCUUCCCAGCGGCCAGCGGCUCCCCCACCAACCCCGGGCCCGAGUUCGGCAAUCAGUACGUGGACUACAACGCACAGGGGACGGAGCAGAGCGAGUAUUACCAGGAUUAUUACAGUAGUUACUACCAGGAGCCAGACCCUGCCCUCGCACCAGCACCGGAAGAGGAAUUGAACACUUUCAUGAAUGACGAGGCAUUCAAAAGGCUCCAAGGGAAAAGAAAUCACAGCAAGGAAGAAGUCAGUUUUGUCGAGAUCAAAGGAGAUGACCAGCUGAGUGGGUCACAGCAGUGGCUCAUGAAAUCCUUGUCUGAGGAGAAAGACAUGAAAUCGUUCAGUAAGAAACGAGGUGAACAGCCGACAAGCCAACAGAGGCGCAAGCAUCAGAUUACCUACCUGAUCCACCAGGCCAAAGAGCGGGAGCUGGAGUUGAAGAACGCGUGGUCCGAUAACCGCCUGACCAAACGCCAGACCCAGGCGAAAUAUGGCUUCUGAGGCACAGAGACAUCGGCCAGCGCCCUGUGGUGUUGGGGGACCGGAGAGUCGGCGGCGGUGGU
Messenger RNA from Carcharodon carcharias (great white shark), 1472 nucleotides. It is a transcript of the gene prcc, whose product is annotated as proline rich mitotic checkpoint control factor. Lineage: Eukaryota; Metazoa; Chordata; Chondrichthyes; Lamniformes; Lamnidae. Gene Ontology annotation, cellular component: nucleus. The transcript is spliced from 7 exons. The coding region runs from base 7 to 1410 and encodes 467 amino acids. The record is from RefSeq and is a predicted model, not a curated record.